Messenger RNA from Paramecium octaurelia, 231 nucleotides. The record is from the annotation of a GenBank genome assembly. Lineage: Eukaryota; Ciliophora; Oligohymenophorea; Peniculida; Parameciidae.
AUGUAGGAGAAGGGAACCAUCAACAUCACACAAGCAUACGAACCAGCUGAUAUCUUCAAAGAGAGCUCGAGAAAAUGCAUUAAAUCAAUCAAAUAAGAAUUUUUAGGAUAUAGAAUUUAUAUAAAAUUGAAGAAUUUGAAAAUUAAAUACGAUUACUUGUGCAAAAGAAAGAAUAGAGUGAAGAAUAAUCGAAUCACCAAUAGAUUAUAUUAAUUUUAUGAGUCCAUUUGA